Capsicum annuum is the source of this 1079-nucleotide messenger RNA. RefSeq lists its product as uncharacterized. The coding region runs from base 217 to 666 and encodes 149 amino acids. The transcript is spliced from 3 exons. The record is from RefSeq and is a predicted model, not a curated record. Gene Ontology annotation, cellular component: ribosome. Gene Ontology annotation, molecular function: small ribosomal subunit rRNA binding; structural constituent of ribosome. Gene Ontology annotation, biological process: translation. NCBI's taxonomy places the organism in Eukaryota, Viridiplantae, Streptophyta, Magnoliopsida, Solanales, Solanaceae.
GAAAUAUAGGGAUGAAAUUGCAACUUUCCUAAAACUUUGAGGGACUAGAUAACUUUCCAAACUAGAAAGUAAAACCCUAGUAGCUGAAACUGAACUGAGAGAAGCUCAUCUCCGAUCUACGUCGACUUCUCUCACGCGCCGGUAUAAUCUCCGGCGACAUCAAUCACGCGCCGAUCACAUUUGCGGACUGGUUGAAUCAAUUAGAGAAGACAAAAAAUGCCAUUAUAUGACUGUAUGCUGUUACUGAAGCCCCACGUAAAGGCGGCGGCUGUGAUAGACCUCGUUGCAAAGGUUGGGAAGCUCGUCUAUCGAAAAAAUGGUGUCCUCACAGAUUUAAAGUCAUUUGGAACUGUUCAACUGGGCUAUGGCAUUAAGAAACUAGACGGAAAAUACUAUCAGGGUCAACUGAUGCAAAUGACUCUGAUGACACCACCCAGUUUAAACAAUGAGCUGCAUUACCUGAACAAAGAAGACCGCUUGCUCCGUUGGCUUUUAGUUAAGCAUCGAGAUAUCAAAUUUGGAUUGGACUUUUCGGGUGAAGAUGAUGGCAAGACUGAACUAAGCAAGUACAGGAUCAACUUGUACGACGAUGAAGAAGAAGAAGAUGAUGAUGAUGACGAUGAUGAGGAGUAUAAUACCAAUGAAGCCGAGAGAACCAAAGUUUAGAAAGCUGAUGAAUUUCACAGUCGAUUUUAUCAGCAAUCAUUGUACCAUCUGAAUGAACACGAUAUUGUUCGCCAAGAAGCUACGAGGAGUCUCGUGGACAACGAUUUUGUAGUGCAUGUCUUUUGUUGCCUAAAAACUAGUUAUGCAGGAUAAUUUUAUUGGAAUGUUUCUCGGAAACAGACUCUGGCAGAAAUGCAAGGUAAGGCUUCGUACAAUUCACCCUUGUGGUGGGGCCCUUCCCCGGACCCAGUGCUUCCGAGUUUUAGUGUACCGGACUGCCCUUUUUUCUUUAAUGAUUCAAUAUGCAUUCAUUGUAUGAUUUCGAAGCUCAGUAAUGAGCUAAUCCCAUUGUAAUUGGAUCCUAGAAAUGUGUUUACACCAAAUAAGUGAAUGUAUGGCAGCUUCUUUUUUUA